This is a messenger RNA of Alosa sapidissima (American shad), 1576 nucleotides long. RefSeq names its product nucleophosmin 1a (gene npm1a). The transcript is spliced from 11 exons. Lineage: Eukaryota; Metazoa; Chordata; Actinopteri; Clupeiformes; Clupeidae. The record is from RefSeq and is a predicted model, not a curated record. Gene Ontology annotation, cellular component: centrosome; cytoplasm; nucleoplasm. Gene Ontology annotation, molecular function: chromatin binding; RNA binding; histone binding. The coding region runs from base 113 to 1015 and encodes 300 amino acids. Gene Ontology annotation, biological process: regulation of centrosome duplication; positive regulation of transcription by RNA polymerase II; ribosomal large subunit export from nucleus.
AGUGAUGUCUGUCUUCAUACGGGGUGUGGUUAUAGAUAGCAUUCUUCCUUCACUCUCAUAGCAACUUUUCUACACUUUCGCACAGGGUCACGCUUCUGGAUACAUCAGCAAAAUGGACAUGAGUGAAGUAGGACCACAGACAUAUCUCUAUGGAUGCGAACUCACAUCUGGAAAAGAUGUGAAGUUCAUCCCAGAGGACGAGGAUGUGGAGCACCAGUUGUCCAUUAGAAUGGUGUGUGUCGACCCAAGCACGAAGGAUGACCUGCAUCUUGUGGAGGUGGAGGGAACAGGUGCGGAAGGAAAUAAAGUCACAGCAGUUCUGGCAGCCCUUAAGCCAUCAACUUCGCCCAGCGUGUGUGUGGGUGGGUUUGAAAUUACACCCCCAGUUGUGUUCAGGUUGAAGUCUGGGACAGGCCCAGUACACAUCAGUGGACAGCACUUAGUCAUGAUGCCAAGUUUUGAUGAUGAAGAGAUGGAGGAGGAAGAGGAGGAGGAAGCGGGCAACCCUCUGAAGCGAAUGGCACCUCCUGGAAUGAGGCUUUCGAAAAAGAUGAAGAUGGAGGAGGAAGAUGAUGAUGAGGAUGACGACGACGAUGAUGAGGAUGAGGACGAAGAUGAUGAGGAUGAGGAGGAUGAUGAGGAUGAGGAAGAGUCUCCAGUGAAGCCCAAGAAGGCACCAUCCAAACCACAGACACCUGUAGCCCAGAAUGGCAAGUCACACAAGCCCGGAACACCUGCAGGCAAACAGACCGUUCUGUUUGCUCUGCAGCAGAAGACCCCAGACAGCAAAGGUAAAGACAACAAGAAGCCGCAGACGCCCAAAACCCCCCAGACGCCACGCGCUCCCCUCUCCGUGGACGACAUGAAGACCAAAAUGAUGGUCUCCGUGCAGAAGGGAGUGACGCUUCCUAAACUUCAGCCCAAAUUUGAGAACUACAUGAAGAACACCUUCAAAGUGACCGACUCCAAGACCAUCGCUGACCUGUGGAAGUGGAGACAAACAGUGGACAAAUGAUCAGCAAUCACUCGUCCCUGAUUCGGUUGUCAAUAAUUUUUUUUUUGGAUAAAUUAUUGUUUUUCACCCCACCCUUUUGUUUUAUCCACCCCCAAGUUGGAGCCGUGGUUACGUAUUCUUAAUCACCACAUAAUCAGUCUGCGUCAGAUUGAGAUACAGAAAACUGUCUACACGUCCUCUCGGAUUUUACCUUGCCAUCCUGCCAUCAGCCUUAUUUGCCAGAAGAACUGACCUGCAAAAGAAGGAAGGGGAAUCCAGUCCAGUACAUUUUAAUUGUUAUUUUGAAAAUCAAGUGUGUGAACGGACCUCAUGUUUAAUUAAUGUUUCUGUUGUCGAGGGAGGUCCGUUGAGUAUUCCAGGUUUUUUUCUUUUUUAGUUUAGAGUCCAUUUCUCCCCUUUAUGUCAUGUUUGUUUGAUUGUCUGGUUGGUUAAUUAUGUGUUUCUGUGAGAACUGGUCCAUGUUGCCUGAAUGAGUUUUUAUAUGUGCCCUGUUGGGUACCGAGUCCCUUUGGGGGGUUGUCAGGGGGUUGGGGAGGGAGCUGAAUAAAGAAUUCCACUGAA